Gambusia affinis (western mosquitofish) is the source of this 2235-nucleotide messenger RNA. Its product is annotated as protein lifeguard 3-like. The transcript is spliced from 11 exons. Bases 244 to 996 code for a protein of 250 amino acids. The record is from RefSeq and is a predicted model, not a curated record. Gene Ontology annotation, cellular component: endoplasmic reticulum; Golgi apparatus; membrane. Lineage: Eukaryota; Metazoa; Chordata; Actinopteri; Cyprinodontiformes; Poeciliidae. Gene Ontology annotation, biological process: negative regulation of apoptotic signaling pathway.
AAUUUUAUGAGAACUUAUUUAUUUAUUUUCCCAGGUCAGACCGGGGCUACCCACCUCAGGAGGGGCUACCCACCUCCACCUUCUUACGGCUUCUGGCGGUCCUCAGCCGGGUCAGCCUUGGCUCCCUAUCCAAGCGGCCCAAAUGCCCCUCUUCCCGGGCCAGCCAGCGGGGUAUCCUGCCGCUCCGCACUCCAGGACAGCUCCUGCAGCUGAGGACCUCCGGGAUCGGGCUACCCACCACCAAUGCCUCCAGUCAUGCCCCCCACCAUCCCAUCAGGAGUUCUGAGCUCAGACGAGGAGUUCGCGGCGAGGGGCAGCAACUGGGACGACAUGAGCAUUCGGCAUGCCUUCAUCAGAAAGGUUUACAUGAUCCUGGCCUCCCAGCUCCUCGUCACCACGGCCAUCGUUGCCAUAUUCACCUUCGUUUCACCGGUCCGAGAUUUUGUUCGGAAAAACCAGGCUGUGUACUGGGCAUCAUAUGCUGUAUAUAUCAUCACCCACCUUGUGUUGGUUUGCUGUAAAGGCCCACGGAGGAAGUUCCCAUGGAACAUUAUUCUGCUGCUGCUCUUUACUCUGGCUCUGUCUUACAUGACUGGAACCAUCUCCAGUUAUUACAACACAAAAGCUGUGUUUCUGGCUCUCGGGAUCACUGCUGUUGUGUGCAUCGCUGUCACAGUCUUCUGUUUCCAGACAAAGGUGGAUUUCACAAAGUGCCAGGGCCUCUUCUGUGUCCUGGGGAUUGUGAUGUUUGUGACCGGCAUCAUUACGGCCAUCGUGCUUUCCUUCAAAUAUAUUUAUUGGCUUCACAUGCUGUACGCGGCGAUAGGCGCCAUAGUGUUCACUCUGUUCCUGGCAUAUCACACUCAGCUCCUGAUAGGAAACAGGAAGCACUCCAUCAGUCCGGAGGAGUACGUCUUCGCCGCUCUGUCCCUCUACGUUGACAUCGUCCAGAUCUUCCUGUUCCUGCUGCAGAUUAUCGGCUCCGUCACCAAAUGAGGCCGAGCGUUCCGGAUGGCUGCUGGAAAGCAACGCGUUGCUUUUUUUUCUCUGUUACAACUUUUACUUUUUUUUUUUUUUGUUUGUUUUUUUUGGAUAAAAAAAAAAAAUCAUAGCAUAACAUUUAUUAAGCUAUUGAACCAAUGCAGGGAUAGAAUCAAGUGGCUCAAUCUGAUUUUUGUUACCAUGUAUGGAGAUACGAAAACUACUUUUAUACUUGUAAUAUACAUAUUUAUACUAUGCACUCGUCAUCUAGUGAUGAUAAACACCUCUGUUUAAAUUCCACAGUUAUAUCGAGGGAAGCAUUAUUGAUUCAUUUAAAAAACUUUUCCUUCCUUUUUAAUAAGCCGUAUGUCGAGAAUUCAGUUAAACAAAAUAAAAAUAUUAAAAAAUUAUAAAACAUAAUGUAACUGCCGUCAUAGUUCAGUGUUGUCUACAGAUCUGUUACAUGUUCUCUAGAUCUAUCCUGGGAUAAUUUAUAAUGUGUUUACAGAGGCACUGGCCCAGGGCUACAGUUUUUGAGGGCGCCUCCCAAUUUAUUUUAUUAUUUUUUUAAUGAAUGGAUGUUUUGCAAUUAUUUGUUACAUAAAACGUAAGCUGGCCCAAAUUUGGGGUUUCUAUGAGUAUAAACAAUAGUCACGUCUCGGAUAAGUUAUAGUCGAUGUGUUUGGGAAAAAUGUUUAGUUAUUAUUGGAUUGAAGUUUCCUUAUGAGGCAUUUUGUCUUCCAGUUGAAUCUCACAGGGUAUGUCGUGCCUCGAAAAAAAUCAUCAGCUCAUUUUUUUCUGUCAUAACUCUGGGUGUGUUUACGUGACAUUCACUGUAAAUAGCUGCUGUCUUUAUUUUAUUAAAUUUUUUUCUUUGCAACAACUUACUGACCUGAACGUGCCAUUAUAAGCAACAUCGCCUGUAUCCAUGGCAAAAAAAUUUUUCCCCCUAAAACUACUUCAUUACGUAAGGUGUUGUAACUCAGUCUGAGUGAGCAGGGUGGAGUUCCCCCCCCGCCCCCCCCCCCAAACAACCGGUGAAAUGUUUCAGCUGGAGAAAAAAAAAAAAACACUCCUGAUUUACCCGACCGCACCCAGCUGCUGCUCCGGGCCAGAGCUGCAUGUAAUUCUUUUAUUAAAGCAACAGAGUCAAACACUCCGCAUGUAAAGACCACAUAGUUGGUGUAAAUACACCUUUCCUGAAGAUAAUGUGUUUGCAUUUUCAUAUGAAAUAAACUGUUUCCUUUUGUUUUA